Molecule: messenger RNA, 405 nt
Organism: Paramecium pentaurelia
Lineage: Eukaryota; Ciliophora; Oligohymenophorea; Peniculida; Parameciidae
Source: the annotation of a GenBank genome assembly
AUGAAUAUUGACGAAGAAAUUUAAAAGGUUUAUGUCCUACUUAAGAAUUCAGCAGAAACAUUAGAAGAUGUAUUACAUAAAUCAUUUGAAAUUCCAGUUGACAAUUGGUCCAAAGAGAAACCUGUUCUAAUAUUCCCUGAUUCUGGAGAUUCCUUAUAAGAUUUAUUAGAACUUAUGAGCAGAAUAGAUAAAAAUCUUGAUUAGGUUCGUGUAAACAUAAGAUAAUUUGAAUUAAAUAAAUUCUAAGUGAUAAAAGAAGAAGAAUUUGAUCCAAGAUACUCUUAACCAUUAAUUGAUUAUGAAAUUGUAUAGAAUGCUGAAUAAACAUAAAUGAAUCGAAUUAAAUCUAAUGUCAAUAGAUUACAACGUCAAAUUGAAGCAUAUUAAUAAAAAUAUUAAUAAUGA